GUGGAUGCCGGAGGACCGGGAAGUGGAGCCCGCGCAGGUGCCCGGGUCUCUCUGGGCGCCGGGAGAGCUGGGCGGGGACGAGAAGGCGGGCUCCGGAACUGACCCCGUGGGUGCGGACGGGCAGGCGGCUCUGCCCCCGGUCCCUCUGGCCCCGGCCGCCUCGCGCUCCUCUUUGUUGCUGGCGCCCCUGCCCCUAUCCACCCUCUGAGCCGCGGGCGCGGGUGCAGACGGGAGUUCAGGGAGCACGGCGGGCGGAGCGCAGGUGUUAGCGGGGGGCGUGGUGUGCGAGGGGCGGGGUGAAGAGCUGCUGAGCCGGAGGAAACAGCGAGCUCUGUGUCGGGAUCGGCGGAGCGCAGGGCGCCGGGAUGUGACUUCUCGGGGUGCACUGGGGGCGGGGGGCGGGGGGAUGCCAGUGCAGAGGCCCUGCCGUGGGCGAGGGUGGGCCGUGUAGACUGCCCAGCUUUGUGCGCCGCCGUGGAUCGAGUAAGGUGGACCCGGGACUCAGGCGGCGGGGAAGUCGGCCCCUCCCCUCCAAGGUGUAGACCGGCCUCUGACUGUGGUGCUGCGAGGAGACCGGCGGGAGCCCCGCGGUGGCGGUGCGGACCAGGCGGGCGAGGGAGGUCGCACGACCUCCCCCGCUGGCCCUCCCAGCUGCCCCGUCUCCCGCACGGAACGCUGGCGGCCCUUCCUUUUCCCUGCGUUCACUUUCCUCCCCGCCCCUUGUCCUCGAAGACGCAGGAAAACAGGGUGCGGGGUCACAGCGAGGUCAGUGCUGCUGAUGGGCCCCGAAUCCAGGACAGGGCUUGACACAUGAAGCCCAAUAGCAGCUGCCCUGGGGGUCGGCGGGGGCCUCUGGCGGGCACCACCACGUGUGUCCCCGAAGGCCGCUGGCGUCCCCCGGGCCGCUUCAAAACGUGACGUCCGGGCAAGGCCAGAAAUGACAGCGGGAGCCUCGCCCGGCCAGUGGGAACGACCUGCUCAGCGGUGGAAGACGACGGAAAGCCAGGGGAACAUGCAGCAGGUGGUGCCGUCAGACGGGAGCCCGGGACCGCGCCAGCUGCCGGGGGCCGCCGCCGAACGCCUGCAGGAGGGAGCCCUGCUGACUCCUCAGCAUCCUUCCUUUGCCGACGACGGAAGCCAUGGAAGCCACGGAGACUGGCCAGGAGCAAACACCACACUGGUCGACGGGAGCGCCUCAUUGCAAGACACUGUGACGUUCGAGGAUGUGGCCGUGUGCUUCAGUAGCAGAGAGUGGCAGAGUCUGACCCGAGCCCAGAGGCGCCUGUACACCGACGUGAUGCUGGAGACCUACGGGAACAUGCUGUCAGCUGGCCUUGCCGUCCCUAAGCCGUCCCUCAUCUGCCAUCUGGAGCGCGGGGCCGUGCCCUGCGCGGAGGGCCUGCAGGACUGGACGUUCCUGACACGCUCCUUCCCAGUGCCGGCUGACCACACGCGGCCCGAGGGCAGGGACUGGCCGGACGCGAAGCGCGUCCCGAAGCGCGGAGGGGCCUGGGUCCCGAGGCCUGCGUCCCGGAGCGGGGCGGCCGGGGGGGUGGACAGAAGGCACGUUUCAGACUCCAGCAAUCUGUUCUCAGAGCGGCGACAGCCCCAAAUCAGCAAGUGGGAAGCCGGUGCACCACGGUCUGCAGCGUGGGUGCACCUGGCAGAGUCCUCCCGGGGAUCCCGGAAGCGCGGGCGCCUUGUUGCCAUAGAGACCUGGGUGCGAACUUCUCUCCCAGUAGCUGGGGCUCUGUGGGCGGCAGGUGUGUGCGUGCGGCAAGAGCUGGAGUCAACAGGUGCGUGA
Molecule: messenger RNA, 1804 nt
Organism: Suricata suricatta (meerkat)
Lineage: Eukaryota; Metazoa; Chordata; Mammalia; Carnivora; Herpestidae
Product: zinc finger protein 311-like
Exons: 7
Coding region: 938-1804 (288 amino acids)
Biological process (GO): regulation of DNA-templated transcription
Source: RefSeq, a predicted model, not a curated record